AUGAAGACCUUCUACGCCCUUGUUUCCUUGUUUGCAACCCUUGCCGUUGCCGACAUGCUCCCUGCCUGUGCUAAUGCUUGCAUUGUGGAGGGUAUGCAGCACGUCCCUUGCAAAAUGGAUGAAAUCAAGUGUCUUUGCAAGAAGGACAACAUUGCUAUUCUCCAAGCUGAUGGCAUGCCCUGCCUCCAAGAGUCAUGUGGAGAGAAGAAGGCUGAAAAUAUGAUGAGCAUGGCUCUGGACCUCUGCUCCAUUGUCAAGACCGAUUAA
[Torrubiella] hemipterigena is the source of this 267-nucleotide messenger RNA. NCBI's taxonomy places the organism in Eukaryota, Fungi, Ascomycota, Sordariomycetes, Hypocreales, Clavicipitaceae. The record is from the annotation of a GenBank genome assembly.